GGCGUGGCCUAGCGGUGUGACUUCUGGGGAGGCACUGGCAGUCGAGGCUCGGGGGAGCUGGGCAGAGGAGCCGGUGAGCCAUGGCGGCGGCGGUGGUGGCAGCGGCAGCAGUGCGGACCCGGAUCCUGCAGGUUUCUUCUAAAGUAAACUCCACAUGGUACCCAGCAUCCUACUUCUCAUCAUCAUCAGUGCCAACUGUAAAACUCUUCAUUGAUGGGAAAUUUGUUGAAUCCAAAAGCGACAAAUGGAUUGACAUCCACAACCCAGCCACCAAUGAGGUCAUCGGCCGGGUCCCUCAGUCCACCAAGGAUGAAAUGGCGGCAGCUGUUGCUGCCUGCAAACGUGCUUUCCCUGCCUGGGCAGACACAUCCAUCUUAAGCCGUCAGCAGGUCCUGCUCCGCUAUCAACAACUUAUCAAAGAAAACCUGAAAGAAAUUGCCAGGUUAAUCACAAUGGAACAAGGGAAGACUCUAGCUGAUGCUGAAGGAGAUGUAUUCCGAGGCCUUCAGGUGGUUGAGCAUGCCUGUAGUGUGACAUCCCUCAUGCUGGGAGAGACCAUGCCGUCUAUCACCAAAGACAUGGACCUUUAUUCCUACCGUCUGCCGCUGGGCGUGUGUGCAGGCAUUGCCCCAUUUAAUUUUCCUGCCAUGAUCCCCCUUUGGAUGUUUCCCAUGGCUAUGGUUUGUGGAAAUACUUUCCUAAUGAAACCAUCAGAGCGAGUACCUGGAGCAACUAUGCUUCUUGCUAAGUUGCUUCAGGAUUCUGGUGCCCCCGAUGGAACACUGAACAUCAUCCACGGACAACAUGAAGCUGUAAAUUUUAUUUGCGAUCAUCCAGACAUCAAAGCAAUCAGCUUUGUGGGCUCCAACCAGGCAGGAGAGUACAUCUUUGAAAGAGGGUCAAGAAACGGCAAGAGGGUUCAGGCCAAUAUGGGAGCCAAAAACCAUGGGGUAGUCAUGCCAGAUGCCAAUAAGGAAAACACUCUCAACCAGCUGGUCGGGGCCGCAUUUGGAGCUGCUGGCCAACGCUGCAUGGCUCUUUCAACAGCCAUCCUCGUAGGGGAAGCCAAGAAGUGGCUGCCAGAGCUGGUGGAGCGGGCCAAAAAUCUACAAGUCAAUGCAGGAGACCAGCCUGGAGCUGAUCUAGGCCCUCUGAUCACUCCCCAGGCCAAAGAGCGAGUCUGCAAUCUGAUCGAUAGUGGAAAAAAAGAGGGAGCUUCCAUCCUUCUGGAUGGGCGAAAAAUUAAAGUCAAAGGCUAUGAAAAUGGUAACUUUGUUGGACCAACCAUCAUCUCCAAUGUCAAGCCAAGUAUGACCUGUUACAAAGAAGAGAUUUUUGGUCCAGUUCUUGUGGUUCUGGAGACGGACACAUUGGAUGAAGCCAUCAAGAUUGUAAAUGACAAUCCAUAUGGAAAUGGAACUGCCAUCUUUACCACCAAUGGAGCCACCGCACGGAAAUAUUCUCACAUGGUGGACGUCGGACAGGUGGGCGUGAACGUCCCCAUUCCAGUGCCUCUGCCAAUGUUUUCCUUCACCGGCUCUCGAUCUUCCUUCAGGGGAGACACCAAUUUCUAUGGCAAACAGGGCAUCCAGUUUUACACUCAGCUAAAGACUAUCACAUCUCAGUGGAAAGAAGAGGAUGCUACUCUUUCCUCACCUGCCGUAGUCAUGCCUACCAUGGGGCGUUAGCAGCAAGUUCUUCCAGACUCAGUCCAACCUGAGUCAAUUCCCAUAAUUCUUGGCUACCUUCACUUGCCAUCUUUGCUCAGAUCCGAUCCAUGGGAUUGGAGUAUGUUACAGCUCUCAGAACUGUCAGUCCCUUCAUAGUAAUAGGGAGACUACAGGAAACACCAAGCUGGGUCUGGACCUGCUCUGCAUCCUUCUCUUCUGACUACAGGGAAACACUAUGCUGGGUCUGGACUAGUUCUGCAUCCUUCUGUUCUGGAGGUAAUUGUGAAGUGUUUACCUGGAGUCAGAGCUUAGACCUGUCUUCUAACAGCUCUCCUGAUGACUUGGAGGGGAAUGGCGGCAUGGGGACAGAUCUCCUAAUUAUUGGAAGGACUCUUGGGUAGGGAAGGAGAGUAGAAACAGUUCACCCUCUGGUUGAGCCUCAAACACAGCCCUCCAUGAUUCCCACACUACGUAAGAUUUAACCUAUUUUUCUUAUCCAAACAUUUUAAGCACUGCUUCUUUUCUGCUCAGUGGCCCUUUCUUCUCAUUUUGAUUCAUGACCACUACUUAAUUCUAUCGUUGUCCAUGGUCUUUUCUACAAUACUUCUCAAAGAUACCUCAGGAUAUAAGUGAUGCGCUAGCUUUUUGUUAUAUGUGCCAUGUUUCAUGGUUUGCUUCAGCGAUCAUUAAUCAGUGCUCCAGCCAUUAAUUCAGAUGCAAACAAUCCUUAGAAAAAUUAUUUCACAAGUUAUUUGUGACCCAGAAAUCAAAGAAUGUGCCAAUCAUGAAAAUGGGUAAGACUCUUGGCCUUAACCAAACCUAUUAUUAUUUGCCAAAAUUUAUGUUAUUCUUUCUUCUUCUUCUUUUUUUUUUUGUUUUGUUUUUGUUUUUGUUUUUUCAAGACAGGGUUUCUCCAUGUAGCUUUGGAGCCUUUCCUGGAUCUCGCUCUGUAGACCAGGCUAGCCUUGAACUCACAGAGAUCUGCCUGCCUCUGCCUCCCAAGUGCUGGGAUUAAAGGCGUGCAUCAUCACCACCUGGCCUAGUUGAAACUUUUUAAUGAAAGUUCUUUUCAUAUAGAAUAACUGAUUGGACUACAAGAAACUUAAAAGUUUCCAUUCAACUGCCUUUAAACUGGCCUCUCUGAUCAUCUAAGCCUUAAGUCAGAAGAGAUCGAUGGGCUGAACAGAAGAGUCUGUCUGUCUGACCGGUCUGAAGCCCAGCUCUCUGAGCUGGCGGCUGCUGGCUCUGCUAGCCUUCAUCAUCACGGCUUAGUGAGCUGAGGUACUGGUCACUUGUUUCACUCUGUUCUGGACAGUCACGUGGACAGUGUUGCUCUAGUCUACCGGGUUAUUUGGUGAGUUAAAAUAAAGGUGGUGAAAAACCUUGAAAAUUUCCACUCUGUCGGCACAAGAGUAUUCGAGUAUCACCUCUGGUAGAAUUCAGAGCCUUCAGUCACUUCAACUCUGAUUUUUUGUUUUCCAUUCUAAAACCAAGUUGAAAUUUGUAGUUUGUGAUUAUAAUGCCUUUGUUUUCUUAUAAAACACAGUUCAUGCCCAACUCAAUCCAACAAUUUUGGGCUGGGUUGAAAAGUGGUUAUUAUCUAAAUUCCAAGUAGAAUUUAAUCACUAAGACUCCUUAUAUUUUCCUUAGAUAUAAAGGAAGUUACUUUU
Molecule: messenger RNA, 3340 nt
Organism: Peromyscus eremicus (cactus mouse)
Lineage: Eukaryota; Metazoa; Chordata; Mammalia; Rodentia; Cricetidae
Gene: Aldh6a1
Product: aldehyde dehydrogenase 6 family member A1
Exons: 12
Coding region: 81-1688 (535 amino acids)
Biological process (GO): L-valine catabolic process; thymine catabolic process
Cellular component (GO): mitochondrion
Molecular function (GO): methylmalonate-semialdehyde dehydrogenase (acylating, NAD+) activity; malonate-semialdehyde dehydrogenase (acetylating, [NAD(P)+]) activity
Source: RefSeq, a predicted model, not a curated record